Lactuca sativa (garden lettuce) is the source of this 447-nucleotide messenger RNA. NCBI's taxonomy places the organism in Eukaryota, Viridiplantae, Streptophyta, Magnoliopsida, Asterales, Asteraceae. The record is from RefSeq and is a predicted model, not a curated record.
AUGAAAAGAAUUCGAUACAAGCAAAGUGAUGCUAAUCACACAUUUUUCGUCAAAGAAAACGAAGGAAAGGUGACUGCCCUUAUUGUGUAUGUCGACGACAUGGUGGUCACAGGCGACGACCCAAAAGAAAUGUCAAACCUACAAACAACCCUCGCAACUGAAUUCGACCUAAAGGAUCUUGGUCACCUAAAGUACUUCCUUGGUAUUGAAGUGGCCAGGUUAAAAGCAGGAAUCUCCAUGUGCCAACGAAAGUAUGUGUUGGAUUUAUUGGCAGAAACUGGAAUGCUCAAUUGUCGGCCGUUUGAUACCCCAAUCGAAAUCAAUCACAAACUUAUGAUUCAUCCUAAUCAAGUUCCAGCUAAUAAAGAAAGGUAUCAAAGGCUAGUCGGAAAGUUAAUAUACUUAUCACACACACAACCGGACAUAGGGCGUGUUUGGCAAAAGUAG